Molecule: messenger RNA, 839 nt
Organism: Gekko japonicus
Lineage: Eukaryota; Metazoa; Chordata; Lepidosauria; Squamata; Gekkonidae
Gene: KCNK9
Product: potassium channel, two pore domain subfamily K, member 9
Exons: 1
Biological process (GO): stabilization of membrane potential; potassium ion transmembrane transport
Cellular component (GO): membrane
Molecular function (GO): potassium ion leak channel activity
Source: RefSeq, a predicted model, not a curated record
GAUAUGGGCACGCCGCCCCCGGGACCAACGCCGGGAAGGCCUUCUGCAUGUGCUACGCCGCCUUGGGCAUCCCUUUGACGCUGGUGAUGUUCCAGAGCCUGGGUGAACGCAUGAACACCUUUGUCAAGUAUCUCUUGCAGCGGAUGAAGAAGUGCUGCCGGAUGAGGAGCACGGACGUCUCCAUGGAGAACAUGGUGGCCGUCGGGUUCUUCUCCUGCAUUGGGACCCUUUGCAUAGGGGCGGCAGCCUUUUCCCAAUGCGAGGAGUGGAGUUUUUUCCAGGCCUUCUAUUACUGCUUCAUCACAUUGACUACCAUCGGGUUUGGGGAUUACGUGGCCCUUCAGUCGAAAGGGGCCCUCCAGAAGAAGCCGCUGUACGUGGCGUUUAGCUUUAUGUACAUCCUGGUGGGGUUGACAGUCAUCGGGGCCUUUCUCAAUCUGGUUGUUCUCAGGUUGUUCAUGAACAUCGAGGAAGAGCGCCGGGAGGCUGAGGAGCGUGCGUCCCUGGCCGGGAACCACAACAGCAUGGUCAUCCACAUCCAAGAGGAUUCCCAGCAUGGCCGGCCACAGUACAAAGCGGAGGUGACCGACCUCCAGUCCGACUGUUCUUGCAUGUGCUACCGGUCCCACGAAUACACCAGCCGGGUGGUGUCCCACCAAAACUCCUUCAGCUCCAAGCUGAACCUUCAGUACUUUCAUUCGAUCUCCUACAAGAUCGAGGAGAUCUCGCCAAGCACAUUAAAAAACAGCCUCUUCCCGUCUCCCGUAAGCUCCAUCUCUCCCGGAUUGCACAGCUUUACAGACAGCCGGAGGCUCAUGAGACGGCGGAAGUCCAUUUGA